AGAUCUCUCGAAGCUGCGAAAGAGAUGAAGGUCGAUCUUUGAGCCUCUGUUUGUAGCAAUAGAUCUCAUAUGUUUCUGGGUCUUUCUCAGAAUCCCUGAUUGUGCAAGGUUCUCUGUUUCUGAUUUGCUGUUCAAAGGGGGUGUGUCGCGGUCUCCAUAUCCAUACGUCGCUAGUGUACUGGACUCGAUUAAUGGUGGAUCUUUGCUGGCCUACUACUGGAAAUGGAGUCAUGUGAUUGCAUUGAGACUCAAUGGCCUGCUGAUGAGCUUCUGGUGAAAUAUCAGUAUAUAUCAGACUUCUUUAUUGCCGUUGCGUACUUCUCAAUUCCCUUGGAGCUCAUUUAUUUUGUUCAAAAAUCAGCGUUCUUCCCAUAUAGAUGGGUCCUGAUGCAGUUUGGUGCUUUUAUUGUUCUUUGUGGAGCGACCCACUUCAUAAAUCUGUGGACAUUCUCUAUGCACUCGAAAACUGUUGCUGUUGUGAUGACUAUAGCAAAACUUGCUACAGCUGUUGUGUCAUGUGCAACAGCUCUAAUGCUUGUGCAUAUUAUUCCUGAUCUUCUGAGUGUGAAAACACGGGAACUAUUUUUGAAGAACAAGGCUGAAGAGCUGGACAGGGAGAUGGGCCUUAUUAUGUCUCAAGAAGAAACUGGAAGGCAUGUGAGAAUGCUUACCCAUGAAAUUAGAAGCACACUCGACAGACACACUAUACUAAAAACUACUCUUGUGGAGUUGGGUAGGACUUUAGACCUGGAAGAAUGUGCAUUGUGGAUGCCAUCACGAACAGGGUUAAAUCUUCAACUAUCUCAUGCACUAAGCAAUAUAAUACCUGUUGGAUCUUCUGUACCAAUCAAUAUUCCCAUAGUCAAUGAAGUUUUUAAUAGUGCUCAAGCAAUACGUAUUCCACAUUCGUGUCCAUUGGCAAGGAUUAGACCUCCUGUGGGAAGAUUUGUACCACCGGAAGUGGUUGCCGUUCGGGUGCCUCUUUUGCAUCUUUCGAAUUUCCAAAUUAAUGAUUGGCCUGACCUCUCUGCAAAAAGCUAUGCUGUGAUGGUUUUGAUUCUCCCUAUGGACGGAAUCAGAAAAUGGCGCGACCAUGAGUUGGAACUUGUGGAAGUUGUUGCCGACCAGGUUGCCGUUGCUCUUUCUCAUGCUGCAAUUUUAGAAGAGUCUAUGAGGGCCCGUGAUCAGCUCAUGGAGCAGAAUGUUGCUCUAGAUUUGGCUCGACAAGAAGCAGAGCUGGCUAUCCGUGCUCGCAAUGAUUUCCUCGCUGUCAUGAACCAUGAAAUGAGGACACCCAUGCAUGCAAUUAUCUCUUUAUCUUCACUUCUUUUGGAAACAGAACUAACUCCAGAUCAAAGGGUUAUGAUAGAGACUAUACUCAAGAGUAGCAACCUGCUUGCAACCCUUAUUAACGAUGUGUUAGAUCUUUCUAGGCUUGAAGAUGGUAGCCUAAAAUUAGAUGCUGAGGUGUUCAAUCUUCAUGAAGUUUUCAGACAGGCCAUCAAUUUGAUAAAGCCUAUUGCAUCUGUAAAGAAGUUAUCCUUGACACUUAUUUUGGCCCCGGAUUUACCUGUAUAUGCUAUGGGUGAUGAGAAACGAGUGAUACAAACAAUCAUAAAUAUUGUGGGUAAUGCUGUGAAGUUCACAAAGAAGGGUUAUGUCUCAGUUGUGGCUUCGAUUGCAAAACCAGAGUCUUUGAGAGACUGGCGAGCUCCUGAGUUUUAUCCUGUGUCAAGUGAUGGCUACUUCUUCUUAAGAGUGCAGGUUAAGGAUUCUGGUUGCGGAAUUCUCCCACAAGAUAUUGCUCUCUGUUUUACUAAAUUUGCUCAGUCUCAAAGUGGAUCAAACCGAAAUAAUAAUGGGGCUGGUCUUGGGCUCGCCAUUUGCAAACGGUUUAUAAAUCUAAUGGGGGGUCACAUUUGGAUUGAAAGCGAGGGGUUGGACAAGGGUACAACAGUUUCAUUCCUUGCUAAACUUGGAAUCUGCAACAAUCCCAAUGAAUCAACAAUGCUGGAGGUUGCAGUUGUCGGUAGAACAGAUCAAGGGAGCGCAAAUGUCAUUGGACGUAACCUAUUUGCUAAAGAACUCCCUCGUUAUCAGAGGAGUCUUUAGACUCAAACUAGGUUGACUUUCUAGCAUCAUUUGUCUUGCGUGUUUCAAGGCGGAACUGAUCAGAAGCCAAGAAGUCAUUCCCCGAGAUCGGUAGAACUAAGUUUUCAGUGACAUUUUAUGUAUUGGUGUAGGACAUAUGGCUGGCAAACCCACCGUAUACUAUCCUAAAGGGCUACACUUGCAUCUCUACUUCA
Rhododendron vialii is the source of this 2306-nucleotide messenger RNA. RefSeq names its product ethylene response sensor 1-like. Gene Ontology annotation, biological process: phosphorylation; signal transduction. NCBI's taxonomy places the organism in Eukaryota, Viridiplantae, Streptophyta, Magnoliopsida, Ericales, Ericaceae. Gene Ontology annotation, cellular component: endoplasmic reticulum. The transcript is spliced from 7 exons. Gene Ontology annotation, molecular function: ethylene binding; ethylene receptor activity; phosphorelay sensor kinase activity. Bases 223 to 2112 code for a protein of 629 amino acids. The record is from RefSeq and is a predicted model, not a curated record.